This is a messenger RNA of Theobroma cacao (cacao), 1439 nucleotides long. Its product is annotated as Heavy metal transport/detoxification superfamily protein. The record is from RefSeq and is a predicted model, not a curated record. Gene Ontology annotation, molecular function: metal ion binding. Lineage: Eukaryota; Viridiplantae; Streptophyta; Magnoliopsida; Malvales; Malvaceae.
AAAUCAUAUACAAACUUUGCAAACCAGAAUUUUCAGAUAGCUAGUUGGAUUUCUCUAAGCCUUCCAAGCAAGCAAAAUGACGAUCAUAGAGAUGAGAGUUCAUAUGGACUGUGCUGGAUGUGAAAGCAAGGUGAAAAGUGCUCUUCAGAAAGUUAAAGGUGUUGACGAAGUUGACAUUGAUAUCAGUAUGCAAAAGGUGACGGUCACCGGAUGGGCUGACCAGAAAAAGGUUCUUAAAACAGUCCGGAAAACCGGCAGGCGAGCUGAGCUGUGGCAGUUGCCCUACAAUCCAGAACACCACAGUUUUGCUAAUCACUACUACAAUCAACACCAAUGCAAUGGCCCCUUGACAUAUUAUGCACCCCAGCCUUCAUCUUCUUACAAUUACUAUAAGCAUGGAUAUGAUAGCAAUGAUCCUUCCUAUUAUCAUCACCCCGCUCAUUCAACUAUAUUUGGUAACCAAAAUGGUUCAGCUUUUAGUGAUGAGAAUCCUCAUGCUUGUUCUAUAAUGUGAAUUUAAACAAACAAAAAAUAAAAAAGAAAAGAAAUCGCUGCAACCCUUGUUUUAGGUUCUAAGAAGGAUAUAGUGUGCCUUUUUGUAUUUCUUUGUAAUGUACGAGCAAAUGCACAUCUAGAUGUAUACAUACACACACAUCUAGAUGUAUGUAUGUUAUUUUACCCAUAUACAUGAAGUGUACCCAACUCGGCUAGGCAGCUCAAAAUCUGUCAUACGGAAAUAAAAAGAUCUCAGGAAAAUCUACCAUUUCAUAGUUUUUGUUAAUGGCUCUUUGAUAAAAGCACACACUCAACUCAAGUAUUUUUAUUCACUCUGCAAGCAGUCAAUCCAGCUAGGUAAGUAGAAGAUGUGUGCAUGCACUGUCGAAAAAACAAAAAAAAAACAGUUUCCUAUUUGGGUUAAGAAGAAGAAUAAGAGGGCAUGCCAUCAAGUAGGUUUUCAGGUUCACUGUCAGCUCCAAGUAUGAAUUUUACAAUGGACAAGGCACCCCUUUUCUCAAUCUAACUGUAUAUGGUUUCUCAAUCACACUUUUCUGGGGUAUUUCCAUCAUUUAAAAGCAUACUACAUCCAUGGCUUCCUUUUCAGGUUGCAGCUGUGAGGGCAGUGUAGACUUAAAGCAGCGGAAGCAAAUAAACAGAGGUGAUUUCUUGUCAUAAGGUGCUUGAAUUUCAUUGAGGAAUUUUUAUAAACAUAACGUUCACAUACUUAUUUACACAUGAAAAUCACAGCAUUUGAUUCACAAAGACACACCUGCUAGCUCUAAUUCAAGUUCUAUAAUUUGUACAUUCAACCCAGCAAACAUAUAUAAAUAACGGAUACAAAGCUACCUAUGUAUUUGCUGGCAAAAUAGAACAAUUCCAGCACAAGCUACAACUCGCCACAAAAUGUAAAUAGGUGGCGGACAGAAGAGUUUCACUUACAA